GAGUGCAGACGACGCGAAUGUGCGGAGAGUCUUUCUUUUUAACGACUUAAACGUCACCCGUUGUGCACAGCGUAUUAUUAAUCAUGUAACUACAAGCAAAGGCACUUGCUAUAAGGUGUUGGAAACACUUCGAAGAUCGUACGGAAAUGGGUCAGUGAGGUUCGGGCUAUAGAAACGCUAACGGGACUUCCUUUCAGCCUUUCAGACUAUGAACAGUCGUGUAACACUUCGCGGAUUGGGGUAAACUGUGCGAUUUUUUUUUUCUUUCUUUCUUUCUUUCUUUCUUCCUUUUUUCUUUCCUCGGUCUUCUUUUCUCGCGUCCCUCGACGACGAUCAUUGCCAUCGGGUCGACUGCCUCUCUCAAGAUCGGAGAGUCCCGGUGUCAAAUUCUAUACGAAUGUAUGUUGAUCGGUCGUCGAAGCGAAUCAACGUCAGUUUUGAUCUGACGGCAGUAAACGGACGAUAUUUAUUACUCGAAAAGUAGAACGGAGGAGAGAACUGCAUCCGAUGACCGCGUGUGCUGCAAUUUCUCCGCAUAAUAUGCGAAUAGCUGAUAAAAGGCGAGAAGCAUCGCGAGAAUAGAAACGUCAAUGGCAAGGCGUAUUUUCAAGGCGUGCCACGCCACGGGUCUUGUCCAUUUUUUUUUCCCUCGCAUUUUCAAAAUUUUGUGUCCACCUCACGUCGUCGCGGAAAUUCAAAGAUCUCGUUAACGGUUAUUUCGCAUCGAAUUAAACGAACAGCCAUCAAAGUGAAGGUGGUAAUUAUCGUCAAUUCAUCUGCACUUCAUGACGGAUUCGUGUCGUCAUAGUUCAACGAUUAGACGCAUCGCCUCGAUCGUCAAUCAUGGGACUUUCAUUUCAACGGGAAUUGCGAUAAGCGACCAACAUUUUACACGGCUAUAGCCUCGUUUGAUUAUCAUACAAUGAAUUUGAUUGGUAUUAUAAGCGCCGCCCUUCUCACCCCUCGAAAAGAAAAUUCUAAAUUAACGAGAAUGGCGCCGAACUUGUUGGGUAGUACGGCGACGCUGUUUCUAGAAGCGACACAGGAGGACGUUAGACAAUCAAAAAAAUCGACGGAACCAACGCCAUCGACGCCGAAGACUGUGGCAAAAAAAAGCGAAUCAAAUGAAACAACUUACGAGUGGAAAAUAGUCUGGCACAAUGUGAUCGCAUUUUUGUACCUUCACCUCGGCGCUCUGUACGGGAUCUACCUGUUCUUCGUGAGCGCGAAACUCCUCACCUUUGUCUGGACUAUGACGGUGGCGUCAACCGGUGCGGUGGGAAUCACGGCAGGAGCUCAUCGACUUUGGGCGCACAGAGCUUACAAAGCGAAAUGGCCUCUUCGCGUUCUUCUAAUGAUAUGCCAAACGAUGGCUUUCCAGAACCACCUGAGCGAAUGGGUUCGGGAUCACCGUGUCCACCACAAAUUCACAGACACGAACGCCGACCCUCACAACGCGAAGAGGGGCUUCUUUUUCUCUCACAUAGGGUGGUUACUGGUCCGCAAGCACCCGGACGUCAUCACGAAAGGAGCUACUGUGGAUGUCAGUGAUCUGGAAAAGGACCCAGUUGUCGUCUGGCAAAGAAGACUCUACGUGAUACUGAUGCCCGUAUUUUGUUUCCUCAUACCGACGUGGGUGCCCUGUCACUUUUGGGGAGAAACAGCGAUGAAUUCUUGGUACUGCGCGGCCGUAUUUCGUUACACCCUGUCUCUGAACUUGACUUGGUUGGUGAAUUCAGCGGCCCAUAUCUGGGGCAUGAAACCGUACGACGAUUCGAUCAGUCCAACGGACGACUUCCUCAUAGCCGUCGGUGCCUUCGGCGAGGGUUGGCACAAUUACCACCACGUAUUCCCCUGGGAUUACAAGGCGGCCGAGCUCGGCAACUAUCGCGCUAAUUUCUCCACGGCAUUGAUAGACUUCUUCGCUUGGGUCGGUUGGGCGUACGAUCUGAAAAGCGUACCGAUCGAAAUGGUCAAUAAAAGGGCGGCGCGGACCGGCGACGGAUCGAGAACCCGACAGAACGAACAUUACGGACAUUCUCACGAGGGUGCGAUAUGGGGUUGGGGCGACGCCGACAUGCACUCGGAAGACAUUGCGGACGCUCACAUAGAGAGGAAGGGGGUUUGAUUCGACCGACGAACCUGUACGAACGCUUCUUCGCUCACCGCAACGCGUACCGUUUUCACAGUCUGUUUUUGUUUCUUUUGUGAACUUUUUUUUUUUUUUCAAUUGCUAAAAGUCGAUCCUGCAGUGCCGGAUGUUUGAAGAUUAGGGCAUUCGAAGAUCGUUUGAUAACUUCAAUUCAUAACUCCGCUCGGGAUCGAUGAUCGAUCGUCAAUGAACAAGAUUUGCUUUCAGAUAUUAUCGCUGCUACCAAAGAAUCGCGCCCCGUCAUAUUUGUCCGAAGGUCAAUGUAUCUGCCAUCGACGAAGAUCUCAUGUCCUAUUCUUUCGUGUUCACCGCUCUUACAGUUUUUCGGCUUUUAUCUAACGUACAGGUUUUAUCGGUCGCACGAUUAAACUUCCUGCAUUUAAUCUGAUAGACAAAUCGGCACUGCAACUCCGAAUAUGAUUCGAUAUUUAGAAUUCGAUCAAUCGAGGGUAUGAAAAGUAUAUAUACAGUACUACGCUAGACGUACAAAAUAUAUGUGCGAUAUAAUGCAUUGUACAAGUAUUAUAAAAUUCGCGUAUUCAAACGGAAUGUUUAUUGUUAGUCAAACAGGUGCGAAGAUUAUCGCUAACGAGGAUAGAAAAAAAAAAAAAAACAAAUCGCGAAAGAUGAUAAUCUGAAAAUAAAAUAUUAAACAGAUACAUCGGAGAAAAAAAAUUAAUUAACGAUAAGCGGAAUAAAAGAGUUAAAAAAAUUAACAUUGAUUCGUGGUUUGCGUACAACUAUUAUGUGUAUCGUGUGUAUGUAUACACUUAGAAAUUUUGCCUUAUCAAUAAUUGUGAUAAAAGCCGGGAAGUAAUUGUUUUUUUUUUUAUUUUUUUUUUUUUACUUUGUUCUCUGGUUUGGUUCACGUGAAUCGGAAAAAGGCCUUUCUAUUAUAAUGCAACGUUCUCGUGCAUAUUAAUAUACAAAUAUACCAUGCAAUAGUUAUCGUCGUGUGUCUGUAGAUGAAGAUAUUUAGAAAAAUAUUGAUCAGAACUUCAACGCAUUUAGAUAACCUCGAUUCAAACGAAAGAUGUCAAUUCAAUGCUCAAAAUCUACCUGACCUUCGUCUCGAGUGGGGAAAAAAAAAUUGAUUCACACUAUAUACAAUUAUAUACAACUAGCUUAAGCAAAAAAGUUCAAUCGACUAACCCACGUCAAUUGCAGAGAGUACGAAAUUCGCUGAUUGGAAUUUGAACGGCUUCGAUGAAACGUAGGAUUUUUGUAGAACGUCGCGCAAAUUUACCGUACUAAUUUUAAGAAUAAUUUUUCUCGCGCGAACAAUAGACGAUCAAACGUUCGAAUAGGAAUGCUGAUUUUUUAUUCUAUAUUUACUGUAGAUAUACGUAUACGAUAAUUAUUUGAACGCGAAGAUUGAAUUAUAUUUCGCAUAGGAUAUACGCACACGAUCAAUUAUGUCUUCGUAACAUAGCUAAUAUUAUCUAUUAUAAUAUACCAUAGUAAAAGUGAUAAAAAAAAAAACUUCGGUCUAGAUUUUCUCUGUUUAAUAAUUUAUAAUGUAGUUAUGAUCGACUAAUGAUAAUGAUUUUAUACUUUGAUAUAUCCUCAUCUUAUAACGUGUACAACGUACCGCAGGUGGGUAGGAUUGUUCUAUCGGUUUCGAAUAUGAAUCUUUUCAUUCAUUUGUAAGUAAAUUAUUGUUAUUAUAA
Messenger RNA from Athalia rosae (coleseed sawfly), 3822 nucleotides. Its product is annotated as acyl-CoA Delta-9 desaturase-like. Gene Ontology annotation, biological process: unsaturated fatty acid biosynthetic process. Lineage: Eukaryota; Metazoa; Arthropoda; Insecta; Hymenoptera; Athaliidae. Bases 923 to 2128 code for a protein of 401 amino acids. The record is from RefSeq and is a predicted model, not a curated record. Gene Ontology annotation, cellular component: endoplasmic reticulum membrane. Gene Ontology annotation, molecular function: stearoyl-CoA 9-desaturase activity; iron ion binding. The transcript is spliced from 6 exons.